Messenger RNA from Clonostachys rhizophaga, 1359 nucleotides. The record is from the annotation of a GenBank genome assembly. Lineage: Eukaryota; Fungi; Ascomycota; Sordariomycetes; Hypocreales; Bionectriaceae.
AUGGGACCAACAGACGGAUUAGAGGCCAACUUCCUCACAACCCAAGCCCAAGAGCUUCGUCUCUCUGCUACUCUCGAAAUCAAUGAGAUCGUUAAGAGGCAGCUUGACUUGGACAAGCCGGUAGUUCACCUGGGAUUCGGAGAAGCUACUUUUCCCAUUCCCAUGAGUGUGCGAGCUGCGCAUGAAGAGGCCAGCGGAAACACUAGCUACCUGCCUGUGGCUGGUCUUUGGAAGCUUCGAGAGUGCGUUGCUCGAUUUCAGACUCGCCGACUGGGCUUUACUGUUGGUCCAGAGCAGGUUGUUAUCGCACCCGGCUCAAAGCCAUUACUUUUCGCUCUUUUCGACAUCCUCAGUGGAGAUGUAUUGCUUCCUCGCCCGUCCUGGGUCAGUUAUGAGCCUCAAGUGAAGCACGCUGGGAAGCAACUAUACUGGGUUGAGACAGACGAAGAAGACCGCCAUACCAUCACAGGCUCGUCUCUAAAUUCCGCGUAUGACCUGGCUGUUUCGGAUGGCAGUGACCCCCGAAUCAUGCUCAUUAAUUCGCCUUCAAAUCCAACCGGGCAAGCUUUUUCAAGGGAAACUCUGGAAACAAUUACAUCUUUCUGUAAAGAGAAGAAGAUCACAUUGAUCAGCGAUGAAAUAUACUCCGAUAUUUGCUAUGCUGAAAAUUAUUCGACGACCUCGUGUACUGAGGACACAUUCAACGCGGGCCAAAUGGUCCUCACUGGUGGCCUGUCCAAGACUUACUCCGCUGGUGGUUGGCGGGUCGGAUUCGCAAUCUUCCCUCCUAACGCGUUUGGCACGACUUUGCAGAAAGCAAUAUUGGCCUACGCUUCUGAGUGUUGGUCUGCCGCCUCGGCUCCCGCUCAAGAAGCUGCGGCCGUAGCCUUUGACACCACUCCGGAGAUGGACACUUAUCGCUCCCAGCUAAGUAGCCUCCACAAGCAUUGCACAAUCAGACUAUAUGAAGCACUGAAGAACUGCGGACUUGCCGUAGCAGCACCAAAGGGUGCCUUUUACCUGUACCCAUCCUUCUAUCCAUAUAGUAAGCAGCUGGAGUCACUGGGUAUUCAUACGAGCCGUCAACUGUCCCGUUGGCUCAUUAAAGAGUGUGGUGUGGCAGCGUUGCCAGGGUCGGUAUUCGGAGAAGAUGACAAAGGUGUACGAGGUGGCCGCUAUCGCUUGAGAAUGGCAACUAGCUAUCUCUAUUUCAAGGAUCAAGAGGAGCGAUACACUCGUGGAUAUGAGCUAUUGUCCCAAGCAUUGGAUGGAGAAGCCAAUGCCGCGAUUGAGCUGCCAUUACUUGAAAAGGCGAUAGUGGCAAUAGAGAAUGCUGUGGCAAAGCUUAGGAAUGUGUAA